Oryza brachyantha (malo sina) is the source of this 655-nucleotide messenger RNA. RefSeq names its product non-specific lipid transfer protein GPI-anchored 5-like. The record is from RefSeq and is a predicted model, not a curated record. The coding region runs from base 54 to 647 and encodes 197 amino acids. The transcript is spliced from 2 exons. Lineage: Eukaryota; Viridiplantae; Streptophyta; Magnoliopsida; Poales; Poaceae.
GAGAAAUCAUCAAAAUCAUACGAGAAAAGGAGGAGGAGAGGGACGUACCAACAAUGGCUUCUUCGGCUGUCGCCGCCUCCUGCGUCGUCGUUGCGCUGCUGCUGGCCACCGUCCCCGGGGCGGUGCCGCAGCCCGGUGGCGCGUCGUCCAGCUGCACCGGCGACCUCCUCCGGCUCCUCCCCUGCCUCAGCUUCGUCGGCGGCAACGUCGCCGCGCCGUCGGACACGUGCUGCGCCAACCUGGGGAGCAUGGUGCACGACGAGCCGCUCUGCCUCUGCCAGGCCCUCAGCCAGCAGCCCGGCCACUCGGUCCCGGUGCCCGUGAACAUGACGCGCGCGGCGCAGCUGCCUCGCCUCUGCCGCCUCCAGCUCCCGCCGGCGGCCACCGCCUGCCCAGGGCUUGUUCCAGGAGGCGCGCCGCCGCCGCCGCCGCCGGUGAGCGUCCCACGUCCGACGCCGAACGCCAGCUCCACCGCUCCAUCGACGGAGACGCCCGUGAUGCCGCCGCCGCCGCCGCCUCAGGCGACACUGCCGCCCAGAACGAGCAGCCAGCAGAUGCCAGAGUACAGCACCGGGAUCAAGAUGGUGGUUAGCUGUGCUCCUGUUGCCCUUGGUUUUAUGGCGUUGCUGUCAGCUCUGGCAUUCUGAAGAAAUCG